Messenger RNA from Drosophila obscura, 3045 nucleotides. RefSeq lists its product as uncharacterized. Bases 152 to 2716 code for a protein of 854 amino acids. The transcript is spliced from 3 exons. Lineage: Eukaryota; Metazoa; Arthropoda; Insecta; Diptera; Drosophilidae. Gene Ontology annotation, molecular function: protein binding. The record is from RefSeq and is a predicted model, not a curated record.
GUGUGAAUGGCAAAACACCAAAGAAGAAGAGGCCAUGUGGAAAUAAAUUUUGCGGGUUGUUUUGAAUAUUAAUUUGCUUCCUUAAUUUGCACAUAGGAGAAGUAAAAAACGAAGUAAACAUCUUCCCCAAAGCAGCCCCAGCAAAGACGAAAUGCCUCGACGCUACAGCAAGAGACUGAGGCUGGAUAAACUGAACAACUCGGCCAACUCGAGUUCCGCCCGGGAGUGCAGCAAUGACGAGAAGGGGCGCGAGUCGGAAGACGAUGGCGAGGAUGCCUGCAAUAACUCUGAUGAGGGGCGAGAGUCUGGAGGCGAAGGCGAUGAUGACGAGAUCAAAGCGCCAGGCAACUAUUUGCGUUACGUGAUGGAAACCACGGCCCAUUUCAGCCACCCGUCGCUGAACAAGGGCUUGGCUGUAAAGCCGGACGAAAAGCUGCAGACGUUUCCCAGCUGCAGAGAGUAUGUGCCAGUGCCAGUGUUCGUGGCCAGUGACGGACAGACGCCCCACAUUGAGCCCUGUGUGCAGCGGCCACAGGCGUACGAUGAUUAUAUGCACCAGCUACAGCUUCUAAAAACCCAAUACGACAAGCGCACCAAGCAAAUGAAACAGAGAGAGAAGAAGCACCAGGAAAGGAUUUACGAUGCGCGCCUUUUUGACAUUGCAGAACACAUAGCCUCGCAGGAGAAUCGAUACUUCAUGGACAGCUACGACUACUACUACACGGGCGGCAACCUCCAGACAAUGAGCUACCAGGGCAAGACCCUGGCCAUGCACGUGAGUGGCGACAGGCUGCGGGACUUGCACUUCUCCGAGGUGCACGACGAGGCCUUUUUGUGGCAUCCCCUGUACUCGGCCAUGCUGAAGGAGACGACCAGCGAGGCCUUCCAGCUGCUGCCAAUGGAAAGCUUUCGCGUCAACCACGGCCACAUGUUCCUCGCCCGCUUUCUGAGGGAGAUUUCCAUCUACGAGUUGAAGGAGACGGACUUGAGCGAGGAAUACGAGCUGGUCUGUCAGAGCAAGUUCAGCAGCCAGGAUGUGCCCUUUAUCAGCGCCGCCCAGGCGGCGGGCAACGCCAACAUACUGGCCAUCGCCUGCCAGGAUCGGACCGUGAGCUUCAUAGACCUCGUCACGCAGCAGGACAUCGACAAGCACAAUGUGUGCAUGCUGAAGUCCUUCAACAAGCACAGCAGCACCUGGGCCCAGCUGAUUCCCGCGGGUAGCAGCAGUUUCCACUACCUUUGCCAGCCGAUGCUGCUUACGGUGGACGUGCGCAUCGACCAGCCGCUCAAUCCCUGCCACGCCAGCAGUGUCGACAUGAAUCAGUGCGAGGCCUUCUCCUGCCUCGCCCGCAGCGCCAAUCCCAACCUGCUGUAUGUGGCCAGCAACCACAAGCUCCACUGCCUCGACAUACGCUGCCUGGGCAAGAGGCUGUCCGACCGCGCCGUGCUCACCUGGACCCACCAGAUGACCUACCCGCCCACCUUCAUGGACACUUGCAUAUACAACGGCAGCGAGUACGUUGCCAUGAGCAGCCUCCUGGCCAGCGAUCAGCGCAUCUGCGAGCUGAGCGGCGCCCUGGCCCAAAACGUCAACAAUAUGUCCUCGCCGACGAUUCCAUACAAACCGCUCUCGCUGGAGGAGACUCUGCUCGAUGCGCAACUGCAGGGCUCCGUCGAUGUGUACGCAAAUCUGCAGGAGCGAGUCAAGGCGUGCGUCACGGGGCUGCGCUUCAACAUGCUGGAGAACGAGACCGCCCAGCAUGACUUUGCCCAGCUGCUGACCUCCAACAGCAUCGGGGAUGUCUUCAGUCAGCGGCUGACGGUGCGCAAUGAAGUCAAUGAGUACCGCUCGGGCCUCCACACCAUACCGGCCAUCUCCUACUACGGAAAAAUAGUUAACCAGUGCGUAAACCGGCAGGAACUCAGGUGCACCGAGGUGCAGUCCAUUCCCAUACUGAGGGACAUCAUCAAGACGGAAGCACGCCGCGCUUCAAUAGAAGAAGAGAAACCCGAGGAAAUCAGCAUCGAGUACGGUCUGGAGGAGUCGCAGGAAGAGAUUCAAGCUUCCCAAGAAACGAACACCUCAAAGGAGAAUGGUGAUCUCGAACCGCCCAAAGCGGAUGCAAAGCAGAAGGCGAGAGAAGUCAGCCGCGGACCCUGGCAGAAAUCCGCCCACAAACUGUCCAGCUACACGGACAUGCUGAGCACCCGGCUCCUCAGUGUGUGGGACAUGGACGACUACGACCACACCCGAGACAUGUACGCCAGCAUGAUCAACGAGCAGUUGAAGGAGGAAAAGACGGAGCCAGACGACCGCAUGGACGACUGGCUGAAUCAGCUCAAACCAGAGGCCCCCAUAUCGGAGGACGACGACUCUCCCCUAGUGCCCGGCACAAAUCUGAUCAAACGCUAUGGACUCACAUCGGCGGACUGCGCCCGCAUCGAGUCGAUUGAAAUCGAAGACCCUCAAGCUCUAGUCAGCCCACAGCAAGAGACGUCUGCCGAUGUUCUGGUCAGCCCCAAGAAGGAGACGUAUACGGACGACAACCUGGAGGCCAGCUGCAGCCAGCGACGAUACUCCAGUCUACUCCCUGGAGAGUCAACGAUCAUCGAGUAUGAUUUCGAGAAAGCGGCCAUGAACAUUGUUAGGGCCGAACCCAAUCCUAAUCGUGCUCCUGCCAAGAAACCCAAGACCAACUACACCAAAGGAUUCUAGUUCACGUCCGACUCCAAUGAACAGCUGCUGGGAUUAGUUGGGACGGGAUGGGAUAGAAUUUGUUAUUUGUAUCAUCUAUGUAGGCCUUGAGAACAGAAUCGUGCGCUGAUUAUAUAUUUGGAAGCUGUGUAUAUUAUCCAAGUCGGGCUCAUAGGCAGGAUUCACUAUGCCACCGAUGGGCUCCACCACGAACCGAUCGUUUCGACGCUUGAGGGCAAAGCCCAGGGUAUUAUUCUGUAGUUCCUGCAACAUUUUCUGGACCACCACACGACCGCGUUGAGAGUGCCACUGAUUUCAACUGAUUUUCCAAUUAAUUUGUUCAGAUUUUA